Messenger RNA from Dentiscutata erythropus, 960 nucleotides. NCBI's taxonomy places the organism in Eukaryota, Fungi, Glomeromycota, Glomeromycetes, Diversisporales, Gigasporaceae. The record is from the annotation of a GenBank genome assembly.
AUGGAUCCGUUAAUUGGGCAAAUUGGGCAAAAUGUUUCUUUUUGGUCAAAAGAAUGGGCAAAUAUACAGAAUUCACUAUCAGCGAUACGAUGUUCUACAUUUCCUUCCUCACCAUUUCGGAUUAUGCGCGCUAGCCAGAUGGAUUCUAAUUUGUUAGAUUUGCAACUGUUUGGGAUAUUGAAAGAACAAUUAUGGAAAACAUUUUCUUUGUUUAAUCCUCAAUUUAGAGAAGCUUUUGAGCCAGAAAUACUUGCUGCACUACAAUUAGUAAUGUACCGUUUUUCGAUUUAUGAAUCUGGUGCAUCAUAUGGUGCACAGUUACAAAAUUUGAAAUAUCGAAAUGAAAGACGACAUUCUGGUGGAUUACAAUUUACUCAGAAAGAUGAGAUUCUCACUAAACCUCAAAAAUAUGUGUUUGGCGCAAUGACAAUUGGUGGGCCAUAUAUUUGGAUACGAAUUAAUCGGUUUGUGACAGCUAAAAGAUGGAGUGAACUAAACGAUGUGUGUUUUAUUUGCAUUAUAUUUGUUUUAAUAUUAAAGGACGAUGAAAAUAAUAUUUUGAUGAAUCCAGUGUUGGAUGAAUUUCUAUUAUUUCUCAUGCCAUUCAUUAACUUUCGAAGGCUUAAAAAUAUUUUGAAACAUAUUUCAUAUUCCAAGCCACAAACUUUUGAUUUUUUACCACCUCACAUAUGUGCUAUAUGCUACGAACAACAAAUGUCUAUUUCAACAUCAUCAAGCACGGCAGUAAACACCACAAGAUUACAUAAUUCAUAUGAAACUAGUUGUGGCCACCAAUAUUGUUAUUACUGCAUAAAGAUGAAAAUGAUUCAAGAAGGAAAUACUUGGAAGUGCUUGAGAUGUGGUGAGGAAGUAAAAGAGAUUAGAAGAACUCUUGAAAAAGUGUUUGAUGAAAACAACGAUUAUAAAGGUAAACAACCAGUCAUUCAGGAUCGAAAAUAA